AUGCUUGGGUUCGCGCGAUGCCAUCGAUCGUGCCGCUCACGCGUCCCACGCAUCCCUCCCCUCUUCCAAACCAAACUCCACUCCACUCUCGCACUCCAACUCUCAGUCUUCCGCUCAGUCAUGAAGAGUCACGUCAUGUCUUCCUUCUCUCCGCCGCCACUCCUGGCGUCGCGUCGGGUGCUUUCCGUCGCCGUCGCCGCCGCUCUCGCUCUCGCACUCCUCGCCACCUCUUCGCUCGUUCUGCUCGACUCGCUAAAAGCCCUCAAAUCCCAACUCAAACCUCUUUCGCUUCCUCUCAGCCUUCGGCGCCGAGUGUCAAGAGGACCCGCUCUCCAAACAGGCCUUCUGUCGCUGUCACAACGCGUGUCACGACGACGUCUUCGCGCCCGUUUGCGGUCAGUCCCGUCCGUCCCUCUCUCGGACCCCCGCCUCUCAUGCCCUCACGUGCGCCCCUUAGGCUCGGACGCCGUCACCUACACGUCGACCUGUAUGCUCAGCAAAACUGUUUGUCAGGAACAGCGCCGCAUAUCUGUCGUGCACUCGGGCUCCUGCGCUUUGCUCCAAAACUCAUAUAAAGUCCGCGAAAGCUUUGGCCAAACGAAAGGCUCUCUAAUUCUCUUCACACUCUCGACGACCAAAUGUUUGGCAAACAUUUGA
This is a messenger RNA of Oppiella nova, 657 nucleotides long. The record is from the annotation of a GenBank genome assembly. NCBI's taxonomy places the organism in Eukaryota, Metazoa, Arthropoda, Arachnida, Sarcoptiformes, Oppiidae.